Dryobates pubescens (Downy woodpecker) is the source of this 2220-nucleotide messenger RNA. It is a transcript of the gene CDK6, whose product is annotated as cyclin dependent kinase 6. Gene Ontology annotation, molecular function: cyclin-dependent protein serine/threonine kinase activity; ATP binding; cyclin binding. NCBI's taxonomy places the organism in Eukaryota, Metazoa, Chordata, Aves, Piciformes, Picidae. Gene Ontology annotation, cellular component: cyclin-dependent protein kinase holoenzyme complex; cytoplasm; nucleus. The record is from RefSeq and is a predicted model, not a curated record. The transcript has 9 exons. Gene Ontology annotation, biological process: protein phosphorylation; cell dedifferentiation; regulation of gene expression. The coding region runs from base 508 to 1488 and encodes 326 amino acids.
CUACCGGGACCCUCCCCCCACCCCAAUUUCAAACCCCCGGGGGGCGGCUUGUCCCUGGCCCAGGCUUGGGCGAGGAGCUUGCGGAGACCUUUUGCGGGCUGUGAGAAUAGUGAGAGCUGCUUUCCGAGCCAAGGUGCAGGCUGGAGGCGGCGGCAGCAGCAGGAGGAGGAGGAUGCGAGCCGAGGGCGGCCGAGCCGCGGAGCAGCAGCUACCUGUGUGGGCCGGGCCGGGACCUGCCGGGGACAUCGCCAUGUGAAGGGGCAGAGCCGGGCCGAUUUCUCCACCCCGUCUCGCUCCAUGGGAGAUCUUAUUGGCUUUACACAGACAAUGGUCCCAAAGAUUGUAUGAUAGUUCCUGGUGGCCAAAAGAGGAGAUACCUUGAGGUCUGCACAGAAGAGGAACGAGAAGGAAGGGGCAAGAGCUUUCCAGUGCCCCUUUGGCAGAAGGACCGAGCUGGAAGCCACCCUAAGACACCUGGAGCAAGGGAGGAAGAGGAGCAGUGCCAGCAUGGAUAAGGACAGCACAAACCUGGCUGACCAGCAGUAUGAAUGUGUGGCUGAGAUUGGGGAAGGAGCCUACGGGAAGGUGUUCAAGGCUCGAGACUUAAAGAACGGCGGUCGCUUUGUUGCGCUGAAGCGAGUACGGGUGCAGACCAGCGAGGAGGGGAUGCCGCUGUCCACCAUCAGAGAGGUGGCAGUCCUGAGGCACCUGGAAACGUUCGAACACCCCAAUGUGGUCAGAUUGUUUGAUGUGUGCACUGUGUCACGAACAGACAGAGAGACCAAGUUAACGUUAGUGUUUGAACACGUGGAUCAAGAUUUGACUACUUACUUGGAUAAAGUUCCAGAGCCUGGAGUGCCUACUGAAACGAUAAAGGACAUGAUGCUUCAGCUGUUUCGGGGCCUGGAUUUUCUGCAUUCACAUCGUGUGGUGCAUCGGGACCUGAAGCCCCAGAACAUCCUCGUCACCAGCAGCGGGCAGAUAAAGUUGGCUGACUUUGGCCUUGCACGAAUCUACAGUUUUCAGAUGGCUCUUACCUCAGUGGUUGUUACUUUGUGGUAUAGAGCUCCUGAAGUUCUACUGCAGUCCAGCUAUGCAACACCAGUUGAUCUUUGGAGUGUUGGCUGCAUCUUUGCAGAGAUGUUCCGUCGAAAACCACUCUUCCGUGGAAAUUCAGAUGUUGAUCAGCUAGGAAAAAUCUUUGAUGUAAUUGGACUCCCAGAGGAAGAGGACUGGCCUAAUGAUGUUGCUCUUCCAAGAAAUGCUUUUGCUUCCAGACCUGCACAACCUAUUGAAAAAUUUAUACCCGAUAUUGAUGAACUGGGCAAAGACCUGCUUCUUAAAUGCUUAGCGUUUAAUCCAGCCAAGAGAAUAUCUGCCUAUGUUGCCCUCUCUCACCCCUAUUUCCAUGACCUGGAGAAAUGCAAGGAGAAUCUGGACUCUCACAUGUCAUCCAGCCAAAACUCCAGUGAGGUGAACACAUCCUAAUGCUGACUGAAGAUGAAGCAUGCAUGACCAAGACGUGUAGCUGACAAGACCACUGUCCCGUACAAACCACAUCAUUCUUCUAGCGAAGACCCUUAUUUGGAGGUUUUAUGCACUUAGCUUUUCUUUUGGGUUUGUGAUGUGCUUAUCCAAGGAAAUCAAUCUAGUUUACUUUCAUCAGAGCAACACAAAGGCCAGGGCUUUGACCUACUCUCAUUGCAGCUUCAUGUUGGGUUUGUUUUGUUUAUCUACCUGGGAAUGCUCCAGAUGAAGAGAAGCUGCUGUCCGUUGUUUUUGCUGCCAUUUUAUCCUUCUCGUAUUGAACGCUGCCUGUGUGGAGUAGGAUGAGCGAGUCCCUGCCAAAACAUGAUGCAAUCUCUCUCUCUCUCUCUAGCUGCUGAAGCAUGAUUUGGUACUUUUUAAAUUAUUAUGAUGUGAUCUCUUACAGUGAUAUUUAAACAAUGGCAUUGAAACAUCAGGUCUCUGCAACCUGCAGCUGACUGAGGCACACAUUAAUGCAUCCAGCUACAGUUCACUCGUAGCCUAUUCGCAGCUGCUUCCCCACUUGAAAACUUGGAUGGAUUCUUUUAUCAUUUCAUUGCUCUAUAAAAAUGACAGUGAUGAUGGUGAUCAUAAUAAAUGUCUCAACUUUUUGGUUGUUUCAGGCACAAACAAGUUAUGACCUAGCUACAUUUGUGUGCAUGUUGAAAAACAAAAAACAAAACCAAAACAAAA